AAAAUCCAGAAAAGAAAAAGAAAAAAGAUUUUAACUUUCAAUCGUAAUAGUAGUAAUCCAAUUGGCUUUUCAUUUAUGAUUGGCUGUUUAGCUGUUGUUUAACACGCAAUGACUCUUUCUCUCUCUUAGAACUCCUCUUUCUUUCUGUGGGUUUUGAGGUUUGUUUUGUUUUUCUUUUAUUUUCUGUGUUUUUCUCUUUCUCUAAUAUUAAGAACUAAGCAGUAAAUAAAAUUAAAGAAUCUCGAGAUUGGCGUCUAAGAUAAAGACCACAGGGACAUUAUUCAAGUUCCUUCUAUACUUGGGUUUUUGAGGUAUACAGUGACUGUAGGAGAGAAAGAGAGAGAAAACAAAUCCUCUGCACUAUCAAUCUGAUGAAGGAGAGAGGAGGCUCUCUUGGAGGAGAGAGCCUGCCUGAUACCAUCAACAACAAUAACAGCAAAGAAGAAGAUAAUCAAGAACCAAACUAAAAACACCCACUUAUCCAGAAAAACUAAACUCAUUCCUUACUGUCUUGAAAAUUCAAAAAUACCAACUGGGUUUUUGUUUUUGUUUUUUGGGUUCUUUUUGGUGUUAACAUACUAAAUUCCUCAAAAACGUAUCUGGGUCUGUGUUGUUUUUUUGGCCUUUUCAAUCUUUUAGGUGUGUUUUUUCUGCUCUGGUGGGUGGUUGGGUUUGUAUAUGGCACUUUCUGUGCACAAUAAGGAAGGAAAUAAUAAGCAAAUGGAUUCAAGCAAGUACGUGAGGUAUACACCUGAGCAAGUGGAGGCAUUGGAGAGGGUUUAUACAGAAUGCCCAAAGCCUAGUUCUUUAAGAAGGCAGCAGCUUAUUAGAGAGUGUCCUAUUCUCUCUAACAUUGAACCUAAACAGAUCAAAGUGUGGUUUCAAAACCGCAGAUGUCGCGAAAAGCAGAGGAAGGAAGCUUCUCGUCUCCAGACAGUGAAUAGAAAGCUGAGUGCUAUGAACAAGCUGUUGAUGGAAGAGAAUGACCGGUUACAGAAGCAGGUCUCACAGUUGGUUUAUGAGAAUGGAUACAUGCGCCAACAGCUGCAGACCGCUUCAGCAACGACCACAGACAAUAGCUGUGAGUCUGUGGUCAUGAGUGGUCAGCAACAGCAGCAAAACCCAACACCUCAGCAUCCCCAACGGGAUGCUAACAACCCAGCUGGUCUUCUUGCAAUAGCUGAGGAGACCCUGGCAGAGUUCCUUUCUAAGGCUACUGGAACUGCUGUCGACUGGGUCCAGAUGAUUGGGAUGAAGCCUGGUCCGGAUUCUAUUGGCAUUGUUGCUGUAUCCCGCAAUUGUAGUGGGGUAGCAGCACGAGCCUGUGGCCUCGUGAGUCUAGAGCCCACGAAGGUUGCUGAAAUCCUCAAAGAUCGUCCAUCUUGGUUUCGUGACUGUCGAUGUGUUGACAUAUUGAGUGUGAUUCCUACAGGAAAUGGGGGCACAUGUGAGCUUAUAUACAUGCAGACUUAUGCCCCAACGACAUUGGCUGCAGCACGUGACUUUUGGACACUGAGAUACACUACAACAUUGGAAGAUGGCAGUCUCGUGAUAUGCGAGAGGUCAUUGACUACUACUACCGGUGGCCCAGUUGGGCCACCUACUUCAAGCUUUGUGAGAGCUGAAAUGCUUCCUAGUGGCUAUCUGAUUCGACCUUGUGAGGGUGGUGGUUCAAUCAUUCACAUUGUUGAUCAUGUUGAUUUAGAUGCUUGGAGUGUUCCUGAAGUUCUGAGGCCACUUUAUGAAUCAUCCAAAAUUCUUGCUCAGAAAAUGACUAUGGCUGCCUUACGGCACAUACGGCAAAUUGCACAAGAGACUAGCGGAGAAAUUCAGUAUGGUGGGGGUCGCCAGCCUGCUGUUUUAAGGACAUUUAGUCAGAGGCUUUGUAGGGGUUUCAAUGAUGCUGUCAAUGGAUUUGCGGAUGAUGGUUGGUCGCUUCUUGGUGGUGAUGGGGUGGAGGAUGUGACCAUUGUCAUAAAUUCAUCUCCAAAUAAAUUUCUUGGAUCUCAGUAUAAUGCAUCAAUGUUCCCAACUUUUGGGGGAGGGGUACUCUGUGCAAAGGCGUCAAUGUUGCUGCAGAAUGUUCCCCCUGCUCUGCUUGUCCGUUUUCUGAGGGAGCAUCGUUCAGAGUGGGCUGACUAUGGGGUUGAUACAUACUCAGCUGCAUGUCUCAAAGCAAGUCCUUAUGCAGUUCCUUGUGCAAGACCUGGGGGCUUUCCAAGUAGCCAGGUCAUUUUACCUCUUGCCCAUACUGUGGAGCAUGAGGAGUUCUUGGAGGUAGUUCGGUUGGAGGGUCAUGCCUUCUCCCCUGAAGAUGUAGCUUUGGCACGGGAUAUGUACUUGUUACAGCUAUGCAGUGGGGUUGAUGAAAAUGCUGUUGGCGCCUGUGCCCAGCUGGUCUUUGCACCUAUUGACGAAUCGUUUGCUGAUGAUGCUCUUUUGUUGCCAUCUGGUUUUCGUGUCAUACCAUUAGACCCUAAAACAGAUGGGCCUGCUGCAACUCGUACAUUAGAUUUGGCAUCUACGCUUGAAGUAGGUCCUGGAGGUGCACGUCCAUCCGGUGAAGCCGACACCAGCAGUUAUAACCUUAGGUCUGUCCUUACAAUUGCGUUUCAAUUUACUUUUGAGAACCACUUGCGAGACAAUGUGGCUGCUAUGGCUCGCCAAUAUGUGCGUAGUGUUGUGGGGUCUGUUCAGAGGGUUGCAAUGGCUAUUUCUCCCUCACGACUCAGCUCCCAGAUAGGGCCGAAGUCUCUUCCUGGCUCUCCUGAGGCUAUUACUUUGGCACAAUGGAUUUCCCGAAGCUACAGGAUCCACACUGGAGGAGAUCUCUUUCGGGUUGAUUCUCAAGCUGGCGAUGCUUUGUUGAAGCAACUAUGGAACCAUUCAGAUGCAAUCAUGUGCUGUUCCUUGAAAACUAAUGCAUCUCCAGUCUUCACCUUUGCAAACCAGGCCGGACUUGACAUGCUUGAAACUACUCUUGUAGCCCUUCAAGAUAUUAUGCUUGACAAGAUUCUAGAUGAAGCUGGCCGGAAGAUUUUAUGCUCUGAGUUCUCUAAGAUCAUGCAACAGGGAUUUGCGUAUCUGCCAGCUGGAAUAUGUGUAUCGAGCAUGGGGAGGCCAGUCUCCUAUGAUCAGGCCAUUGCAUGGAAAGUCCUUAAUGAUGAUGAUUCCAACCACUGCCUGGCCUUCAUGUUCAUGAACUGGUCUUUUGUGUGAUAGUUAUGAAAAGAACACAUAGAAAAAACUUAGCUAUCUACUAUAAGUUAUAUGUUUCCUUUUAUUAGCACCUAAAUGACAGACAUUUUGAAUGGAGUAAUUGAAGUAUAUUAUGGUUGCAUUUGUCUUCA
Molecule: messenger RNA, 3350 nt
Organism: Jatropha curcas
Lineage: Eukaryota; Viridiplantae; Streptophyta; Magnoliopsida; Malpighiales; Euphorbiaceae
Product: homeobox-leucine zipper protein ATHB-14
Molecular function (GO): DNA-binding transcription factor activity; DNA binding; lipid binding
Source: RefSeq, a predicted model, not a curated record